Megalops cyprinoides (Indo-Pacific tarpon) is the source of this 3571-nucleotide messenger RNA. RefSeq names its product mitogen-activated protein kinase 4 (gene mapk4). Lineage: Eukaryota; Metazoa; Chordata; Actinopteri; Elopiformes; Megalopidae. The coding region runs from base 431 to 2509 and encodes 692 amino acids. The transcript has 5 exons. Gene Ontology annotation, biological process: intracellular signal transduction; cell surface receptor signaling pathway; protein phosphorylation. Gene Ontology annotation, molecular function: ATP binding; MAP kinase activity. Gene Ontology annotation, cellular component: cytoplasm; nucleus. The record is from RefSeq and is a predicted model, not a curated record.
CCCGGGACAGCAGCCACCGCCCGACAAAGGCACGCGCUACAGAGGGCGGAUGGUGGUCUGUUGCCAUGGAAACGCUCGCCCGGGACCAGGCCCUGGCACCGAGUCCCGCACCCCUCGUCACAGUGAUACAGAAUCUGCGGGAUGGGGAGCAGACGCUCGUCUUUGCACCCUUGUCUCGGGGUGAUUCCAUCUGGACAAUGUAACUCACAAGCCACCUUUAAGAAAAUUAGCAUGAAAAACAAGCACUUAAAAGAUAGUAAUGUAUAAACAGAAGACCAUGAUUUUAAAUGAUUUUAAGUAAUUUAUUGAUCUAUUUAAGUAGAUAUCUAUUUCUUUUAAGAUUUGCUUGCAACAUUACUAUCGGUUUAAUUGUGGAUGGGGGUGUCCGGGUGACCCCCCCAUGCGAUGCCCCCCGGCAGCCACCUGAACCAUGGCCGCGCGAGACCCCUCCCCCUUUCUGUUUGGCUUCGACCUGGGCGGGCACUUUGUUGACCCGCGGCCGCUGGGAUACGGCGCCACGGGCCUGGUGGUGUCGGCGGUGGAGCGGCGCAGCGGGCGGCGCGUGGCGGUGAAGCGGCUGGCCAUGCGCGACGCGCUGAGCGUCAAGCGCGCGCUCCGCGAGGUGAAGAUCACGCGCCGGCUGCGGCACGAGAACGUGGUGCGCGUUCACGAGGUGCUGGGCCCCGGCGGGCGCCCACUGCCACCCGACCCCGCCCGCCUGCCCGCGCUCUACGUGGUGCAGGAGUGCAUGGAGACAGACCUGGCGCGGCUGCUGGAGCGGGGCCCGCUGCCCGCCGGACACGCCACGCUGCUCUUCUACCAGCUGCUGCGCGGCCUCAAGUUCAUCCACUCCGCCAACGUGCUGCACCGCGACCUCAAGCCCGCCAACAUCUUCAUCAACACCGAGCAGCUGCUGCUGAAGAUCGGGGACUUCGGCCUGGCCCGCAUCGUCGACCCUCACUACUCGCACAAGGGGUACCUGUCGGAGGGCCUGGUGACCAAGUGGUACCGUUCACCCCGCCUUCUGCUCUCCCCGAACAACUACACUAAGGCCAUAGACAUGUGGGCGGCCGGCUGCAUCCUGGCUGAGAUGCUGACAGGGCGCAUGCUUUUCGCAGGGGCCCACGAGCUGGAGCAGAUGCAGCUGAUCCUGGAUACGGUGCCGGUGCUGAGGGAGGAGGACCGGCAGGAGCUGCUGCAGGUCAUGCCCUCGUACGUCAGCCAGGGCUGGGAGGUCAGGAGGUCGCUGAGGGAGCUGCUGCCAGAGGUGGAGCCAGAGGCCAUUGACUUCCUGGAGCAGAUCCUGACCUUUAACCCAAUGGACCGGCUGACAGCGGAGGCGGCCCUUUCCCAUCGGUUUCUUCGUCAGUACUCCUGCCCCCAGGACGAGCCCACGUCGCUGAACCCCUUCCACAUCGAGGAUGAGCUGGACGACAGCCUGAUCACCGAGCACUGCCACGACCACACUCCUCAGUGGGGCAGCUAUGAGAGCCACACCCCUCAGUGGGACAGGUAUGACACCAGCCUGUCAUCGGACCUGUGCUGGCAGCAGCAGAGUGAAUGCAGGUGUGUGCCGGGCGUUUCCAACGGGGGGGAGGCGGAGGCGGAGGAGGAGGUGCAGAGGGACCCCCGCGCCGGCUCCACCCCGCUGCUGGAGGAGGUGCAGGUGGACCCCCGCAAGUACUCCCACAGCAGCUCGGCGGAGCGCUUCCUGGAGCACUCGCACUCGUCGCUGGACCGCGCCUGCGCCCCCUACUCCGACCUGGACUGCGGCCAUUCCUGCGACUACAAGGUGGGGUCCCCCUCCUACCUGGACAAGAUCGCGUGGCGGGAGGGCAAGCCCCAGCACUACUCGGAGCCCCAGCUCAUCCUGGACCUGUCCCACUGGAAGCGCAACAGCCUCCCGGGCCUCACGGAGGCCGGCGCGGAGGAGCUGCCCGCCGAGGCACCGGGCGACCUGUUCCUGGAGAUCUCGCGGUGGGUGGAGAGCACACAGUCCCGCCUCCACUCCCCCAGCCCACCUCCGGAGCCCCUCCCCUCCCCCAGGUCACCCCCGCUGCCACUCUCUCCCACCGCGUUUCCGGGGGCCCUCUCUCUCAGCCCUACCCGUGUGCUGCUGCCCGCCCCAGAGCUGAUGGAUGCAGAGAGCAGGACCAGCCCCCCGCCCUCUUCCUCUUCCCCUCCUUCUCUUUUGCCCUCCUCCCCUUCCUCUCCCCCACCGCCACUCUCUCCUUCGGGCCCCGCCUCCUCCACAUGUUUCCUCACUAACCCCGCCCCCUCAGAUGUGGUCCCGCCCAGAGAGGCGGAGUCUCAGUUUGACCUUGACGUGUUCAUUUCGCGCGCCCUCAAGCUGUGCGGCCAGAAGGAGGAGCUGGGCUGCACUGUGGACGGGGCCAGGCUGACCGAUAUCAACGGUAUCCCCAGACUCCCCGACCGCUGCCCUCCCCCGACUCCUAACCCUGCCCCCGAGAUGGUCAAGGCCCAGGGCUGCCACAAAGAGCACUGGUAGGAUGGGCCUGGAACCAGGACGCUGGCUUUUUCAAGAGAUGCGGCUCCAGUCCGUGCUGUAAUGCUUGGGACUGGACACAGUGAAACAGUGUGGGCUGCGACCCGCUGCCGUGGAUUUCAGCUGGCCGGCUCAGACAUCAGCUUGAGCACAAAAGAUGUGCCCUCCGCUAGGGCUGGCGCUGCUGACAUGGGUGGUUUGUCACAAAGAAGCAUUUGUCACCAUAGCUGCAGUCCUCACUCCAUUAAAGAAUGUUGUGUCUGAAUGCAUAACAGUGCAAGUGUUUGAGGAAAGAGAGUGUUUGUGUAUAAGGGAUACAUCACAUCACAAUUUCAAAUAAGAGCUUAUCCUUCAGGAAUAAACCUCAGACCAAAUAGCUCUGAACGUACAUAUAUAAAACUGUAUACAUAAAUUACUUUACUAACUUGCCCAGUAUCUGGUUGAUCCAUCUUCCUGCUGGUUCCUUAAUGAGUACGCUUCCAUAACUGGGCAGGCUUGAGGUAUGAGAGGAUGUCGUACUGUCAUGUAACGAUUCUGUGAGACUCAUAACAUCUAUUUAACAAAAAACUGGUAUUCUUCAGAUUUCAAUUUAUUACUGACCUGUUGAAGAUGCAAAAGAAAACAAAUGCUUCCUCACUUUAUUGGAUGCUUUGUAGUAUUUCACAAACGUCCUUCAUUUUAUUAUGCUAUAUAUGUGGGAAACAUUUUUUCUAGGUACUCCCCAGCAAUCGAAUUGAGAAUUGAGAUUCAUCUCAAAUUCCAGGUACUUUGGCCCAAAAUAACAGCUCUAGGUUCAUGGUGCUCAACCCUAACCCUGACACCAUCCGUGUUUCUGCUUUGGAGCAGAACAUGUCCUCACUUGGUCUCAAGCGAUGCUACCGGGGAUGGACUAAGUGUUUCUGAUGGACAGAUGGACUGCCACACAUAGAAUGUCUGAACCUCAUGUUUUGAGAAGUGGGUCUCACAGUUGAGUUUUAGGAAGUUGUGUCUUGACUACUUGCUUGAUUACUUGGCUCUGUUAUAUUAAUGCUGUUGAUAUUUUUUAGCGUUUCGGUUAUUGCUGAA